GAGUAACUAGCACAGGAAUGACAGGAGUGCCCCGGACGCAACUUUCGCUCUGCUCGUUCUUCUCCCUCCUGGCCUCGUCGCUUCCAACUCGGGAGGCUCCAGAGCUCCACCGGCCGACGAGAUGGCCUCGCCGGCCAGCAGCGCCUCCGAUCAGGUACUGGUGGAAGCAAAUGGCUCUACACGGACAUUGAUUUUGAAUAGGCCAAGGCAGUUGAAUGCCCUCUCCUCUGCAAUGGUUACAGGACUUCUGAGGUGUUUCAAUUCUUAUGAGGAAGAAAAUGCAGUUAAACUGUUGAUUGUGAAGGGUAAAGGGAGAGCAUUUUGUGCUGGAGGUGAUGUUGCUGAAGUUGCCCAGUCUGUAAAUAACGAUACCUGGAAAUAUGGUGCUGAUUUUUUCCGAACUGAAUUUUUGUUAAACUAUAUCAUUGCAACUUAUAGCAAACCACAGGUUUCUCUACUUACUGGAAUUGUCAUGGGAGGAGGUGCUGGUGUUUCUAUACAUGGAAGGUUUCGUGUUGCCACAGAGAACACGGUUUUUGCAAUGCCAGAAACAGCAUUGGGACUCUUUCCAGAUAUAGGGGCUUCUUAUUUUCUUUCUAGACUACCUGGGUUCUAUGGAGAAUAUGUUGGCCUUACUGGUGCAAGGUUAGAUGGUGCGGAAAUGCUUGCAUGUGGCCUGGCAACUCAUUUUGUCCAUUUGAAUAGGAUGUCACUGCUUGAAGAAUCGCUUAAAAAGAUGGACACUUCUGACCCGUUUGAAAUAUGUGGAAUUAUCGAUCAAUUUUCACAACAGCCAUCCAUAAAAGAAAGCAGUACUCUGAAUAGACUGGAAAUCAUCAACAAAUGCUUUUCGAAAAGAACAGUCGAAGAAAUCGUAUCUGCUCUUGAACAAGAAGCUGCAAGUGCGACUGAUGAAUGGGUAACUGCUGCAAUCCGAUCAUUGCGGAAGGCUUCUCCAACUAGUCUGAAAAUCUCUCUCGCAUCGAUAAGAGAAGGAAGACUGCAAACUGUUGGCGAAUGCUUGCGCCGAGAAUAUAGAAUGGUUUGCCAUGUGAUGCGUGGUGACUUUAGCAGAGACUUCUUUGAGGGAUGCAGGGCUAUAUUAGUUGAUAAAGAUCGAAACCCAAAGUGGAUGCCUCCAAGUUUGGAUCAAGUGCACGAUGGGGUUGUUGAAAAAUAUUUCUCCAAGGUUGAUGACCCACAGUGGGAAGAUUUGAACCUACCCGCCAGACGUUUUCAAGGGAGAAGAAUUGUUCCCAAGCUUUGAUUGAGAGUUUUAUGUGGAGGAUUCACCAAGACUGGAUGAGUGGACCAUGAUCAAUACCUAGUAACAUAUCAUCUCCAAUCUGAGACAACUUGAAAUAAAUAUGAAAUACGCAUUGUAAAUUCACUUGUAUUGCUACAAAAGAAAAACACAGGUCUGAAUAAAGCAUGUCCGAAGGAUUCAUUC
Brachypodium distachyon (stiff brome) is the source of this 1450-nucleotide messenger RNA. Its product is annotated as 3-hydroxyisobutyryl-CoA hydrolase 1. Gene Ontology annotation, biological process: L-valine catabolic process. The transcript is spliced from 14 exons. The record is from RefSeq and is a predicted model, not a curated record. Gene Ontology annotation, molecular function: 3-hydroxyisobutyryl-CoA hydrolase activity. Bases 122 to 1267 code for a protein of 381 amino acids. NCBI's taxonomy places the organism in Eukaryota, Viridiplantae, Streptophyta, Magnoliopsida, Poales, Poaceae.